GUCAGGUGAUUAGAAGACCGAAAAAUUUUCGAAGUAAUAUAAAAAGCAUACUUACUUUACUAGUUGUAUUUAUAGUAUUAGACUUUGGACAAUAAAAGUACAAGUUGAAUUGUGAAAAUGUUCCGUUUGAUAUCUACAAAUGCUCAGCAGGGGUUUAGGCCUGUGCUUUUACUGAAAGUCAGGGGUAAUAAAGGUCCUUUAUCAUUAACCUCAUCAACUUUAGCUAAUACUUCUGGGAAUAAUGUUAAUAGUCAACAUAUUGUAACUCUGACUCAAUUUGCUAGAUCUAAUUCUAAUUCUAGUAAUGGGGCUAUAAAAAAUACAAAAAUGAAGGUUGAUUCAUUUAUUUCUAAAGCUACUGCAGAUCCAUUAAUUAAAGAAGCAAUUGAAAAUCCAGAACUAACGAGAAAGUUAGAACAUUUUAAGGAUUUAUUAUAUCAAACUUAUGAUAAAGGUUCAUUUUCUAAUACUCAAUCAAGAUCAGCUUUUAAUGAAACAGUUAAUAAUAUGUUUUCAUUAUUUGAUAAUGAAGCCUUGAGAAGUCAUUUAAGUUCAAAAGAUUUAUUUCAAUAUGCAAAUGCUUUACAAAGGGCUGUAUAUUUUAACAGAACUAAUAGAUUAUCUGGAAACAAAAAUAGAGAUAAAGAUCAAAGUUCAAAUAAUUAUUCAGAAGAACUUUUAUUAAAGAAUGCCGUAUUAAAUUUAGCAGAAUUAAUAAUUGGUAAUGAAUUUCAAAAUAGAUUAUCGUCUAAUGUGAUUAAAAUGUUAUUUUAUUCAAUGUUACAAUUUAGAUUUUAUAAUGAAAUGAUUAAUUUAUGGGAAAAUGGUAUUAAUGAUCCCAUCAAUGGUAAGUUAUUUUUACAACAAGAAACUUUGGCGAUAGUGUUAGAUGUUUGUUUUGAAAACAAAAGAUUCACUUAUGAAGAAAUUUUACAAAUUUAUGAAUUAAAUUCUAAGGAUACCCAAGAAGUUGCUGAUGUUCUUUUAUGUACAAUCGGUAAAAUUGCCAUUGUUUCUGGUGAUUAUUCUCGAGCUUUAGAUAGUUUGGAAACUUUAUUAAAAAUGUAUGAAGGUUAUGGAGCACCUAAGGCAAGAAGAGAAUUGUUACACUCAUUAAGUGAAUUACAUUUAACUUUUAUUGGUGAAUGUAAAGAUUUUAAGAUUGCCAAACAUUUCUUUGAUAAAGUUAUUGAAUUUUCUUUACCUUAUAGUGUUCCUUUAAAAGCUCCAAAAGUAGUUUCAUUUAUUGAAAAUUGUUAUGAAGCCGAUGAACCAAUGGAAACUAUAAUUGAUAUUUGGAAAUCAACUUUAACUCAUUAUAAAGAUAGUUACACGCGUGGUGCCUCUAUGAAUGCUAGAUAUGCCAUUUUAAAUAAUGGAUUCUUUGGAGUUUUCUUUAAGAAAUUUCCUACAUUAAAUAAUGAAUCAUUUGAUCAAUUAAGAAAAAUUAUAAGUGAAUAUGCAAAUAUUAAACAAAUUGAUGAAACUUUCUUAAAUACUAUUAUAUCAAAUUAUAUAUGGCAGGAUAAAGAAGUAUUGGAUCAAUUAAUUGAAAAUUAUUCAAUUUAUGAUGUUCAAAGAACUCCAGUUUCUUAUAGAAUUGUAUUAAAGAAAUUAGGUGAAAUUAAAGGUUAUUCAAAUAAAGAUAUUUUAGACAAAUGGUAUGAAAAUUUAACUUGUUUAGAUAAUUUUGGUUAUGUAUAUAUUCCUGUUGCUGAUUGGGCUGCAUUAAGAGAUGCUACUAUAUUAUCAGGUUUCUCCGAAAAUAGAAUUCCUUUAUAUCUUACUGUGGUUAAUACUUUUAGAAAUUACAUGCAAGAUAGAAGAUCAUGUCUUAGAUUCUUAGGUAAUUGGGCUAAAAUGCCAGAAUAUUAUCCUUUAGUUGCUCAAAUUAGUGAUGCAGAAGAGGAUUUUGUAGAUUUUGGUUGUGAUGUCGAAGUUAAAAUUCCUCAGUUAGAAAAUUUAACUGAGAAUGUUUCUUUCAGAUAUAUCACUCGUGAAAUUACUCAAAAUAGAAAAGAUUCUGAUUUUGAUACUAGAAGUAUACAUUACCAAGGUCCUGUACUUUACAAACCACGUAUUUAAACUUUAUACAUAUAUUUGUUCCCCUUUGUAAAUAGAACUUGUUACGAACUUUAUAUAUAUUUAAUUGUUAAUGAGUGCGCAUUUACCAAA
Scheffersomyces amazonensis is the source of this 2175-nucleotide messenger RNA. RefSeq lists its product as uncharacterized. The coding region runs from base 118 to 2085 and encodes 655 amino acids. The record is from RefSeq and is a predicted model, not a curated record. NCBI's taxonomy places the organism in Eukaryota, Fungi, Ascomycota, Pichiomycetes, Serinales, Debaryomycetaceae. The transcript has a single exon.